This is a messenger RNA of Linum trigynum, 4368 nucleotides long. NCBI's taxonomy places the organism in Eukaryota, Viridiplantae, Streptophyta, Magnoliopsida, Malpighiales, Linaceae. The record is from the annotation of a GenBank genome assembly.
GCGAGAAAGCAAGUAUUAAUAUCGAAUUACUCAUCCCGACGUGCUUCAUUGCCAUCUAUAAAUCUCUUGUUUGCUUGAUGGAUUUGGUGAUGAAUUUGGAUUCAUCAUGGACUUUGUCCAAAAUCUAUUGUUAUUGUUUGUUUGAUGCAUUUAGUGACAACAAAUCCGUGGGUCUCACGAACUUUAAGGGUUCAAAUCUGUGGACCCCAUGGAUUUGAAAUUUUCACCUAUUUAGGUGGAAAUUGAUCAUGGACUUUGAAGUCCAUCAUUUAAGACCAAACUACCCCUCCUAUUUCAUUUCUCUUCUCAUACAAAUGAGAAUAAUAAAGGCAAAUUUCACUUCAUACAUACAAAUUUAUUUAACCAAUUCCAUCAUGUAUUCUCCGAAACAAACAAUGUAAUUUUUCAAGUACAUGAUGUACCCAAAACCCUCAUAUAUCCAUGGUCUUACAAAACCCAAAUUUUAUCAAAACCUUUAUUUUUCGAAUACACAAAACAAACGACUCCUAAGACUGAUUGAGCUUAGAAAGUUUUUUUUUUGCCAUUCAAUCACUCUCAUAGAGAGGAAAGAUAAGAUCAAAACAGAGUUAUUACAAACUACGAAGCCAAGACACAAAGUCGAACCUUGCUAGAAGUCAAGGUGACAAAAUCAGGAAUUUCCUGGCCACUAAAUGAGCUUCCCUGUUACGAUCCCGUCCCACAAAACACAAGACAAAGUUACAUCCACGCUAAAUGAGCUUAGAAAGGGUUCCCAUCAAGGUUGUCAAACCGGUUUAAGUCAUUGAGCCGGUCAAGCAAGGGGUUUGAGGUUUAAUGGUCUGAUCGGGGUCCGGCCGGUUUGAGCCGUUUUAGACGUUUUCUAAAUAUAUAUACAAAUAAAGUAGUAAUUAAAAAUUUAAUCAGUGAAAUAAAAUUUAUCUUACAUAUAUCUAUUAAAAACUUAUUUUCAACAAAAUAAAUCUACCUAACCUUCAUGAUCCACCUACCAUUUCCCUUCCUUCGUUCCUUUUCCUCUCUUCUGCCUCUCUUCUUCUCCCUGUUUAGGGGUCCAACCGGGGGUUCGAUAGGGGGUUAACAACCUUGGUUCCCAUAACUCUUUUCUUGGGAGUCAUAAAAGCCCGCCCCUAGCCGCCACAGUCCAGCCCACAAGGGAAACGGAAAACCGGCUCAAAGAAGUCUUCUUUUGCGUUCCUCUCAUUCUCAACACUCGGGAUCAAAUAGUAACGGAAGGGGAAAGAAGCGGGGACUGCGGUUUUCUCGUCCUCACCGUAUCUGCGAUUUCUCCUUCUCGCCAGGUGACUCUCACGAAAAUUUGCUUGCGCUUUCUUGGCAGCGUCAUGUUCGAUUCAGCGAAGAUUUUGAUUUGUCAUUUCCUUCUGUUUCAAGUUUUAGUGCGCUGCCGGUAGUCUUCCAAGGGUCCUGUAUCUGUUUUUUUUCUUUUUGGCAUCGUCCUCUUGAGGGUUUGUCGAAAGGCGAAGUCUUUUGUUUAAUAUGUUAGAAUCUCGAAGCCUCGAGUGAGCUUCAGAUAGCUGAUGGGAAGUGUUGGCUGAAUAUGUGUUCUGGCUAUAUUGGGUAUUGGGGGUUUUUUUGGUUGGAGGCUUGUUUAACCUUUUGUUUCUUCUCGUUUUCACAGAUUUCAUCGACAAAAUGUCUCGUGUUUACGUGGGUAACUUGGAUCCUCGGGUUAGUGAGCGUGACCUUGAAGACGAGUUCCGGAAAUUCGGUGUGAUCAGAAGUGUUUGGGUUGCCCGACGACCUCCAGGUUAUGCCUUUAUCGACUUUGAUGACAAAAGGGAUGCUCAAGAUGCUAUUCAUGAGUUGGAUGGUAAAAAUGGAUGGAGAGUCGAGAUGUCCCACAAUUCAAGAGGUGGCGGUGGUGGUAGAGGUGAAGGUGGUAGAGGUGGAGGCCGGUUUGGAGGUUCAGAUUUGAAGUGCUAUGAGUGUGGGGAGCCAGGUCAUUUUGCACGUGAAUGCCGCUCGCGUGGUGGUUCAGGAAGAAGACGAAGCCGCAGUCCUAGAUACCGAAGGAGUCCCAGUUAUGGCCGAAGGAGUUACAGUCCUCGAGGAGGAAGAUCCCCUAGACGCCCUAUUGAUUCACCCCGCCGCAGCAUCAGCAGGUCACCACCACCAUACCGUGGGCGUGAAGAGGCACCACCCUAUACCAAUGGCAAUGGUCUGAGGGAAAGACGCCGGAGCAGGAGUUAGAUAUUUUACUAUCAGUGUUUCAGUGAGAGCUAAAUGGAUUAGACAUGUUUAUUGUGUUUGCGCUUCACUACUACUAUGUUGGGCUCUGCAUCUCGGACUUGGAUAAGUUUCCUUCUUAUACAGUCACUCAGGUUUUUGUUGGUUUUUCAUAUUUUGAAGUAUCUGUAGGGAGUCGUACUAGUUAUUUGAGUUGAAUUGUUCCUUAUUGUGGUGCUAAAGACUCUGCUUUUCUUUUGUGUUGAGGUUUCGUCUGCCAUCUGCUUCUGCUUCUGCUUCCAAUCUCCCGUUGGUUGUGUGCUUCUACACUUCCAGUUUCAUUCUCCACUGCCCCUGCAUUUGGGAUCUUCGAUUUUGAAUGGUUGGGGUUCUGCGGUACUUACUUGUGUAGAUGCUUCUGUUUGAUUGAACUCUCCCGGCUAUGAUGCGACGCCCUCAAUUUCUAUUGGGAUGCCCCUUGUUUAGAAGUUUCUCUUUGAUUGAACUCUCCCUGCUAUGUCGUGACGCCCUCAAAUUCUAGUGGGAUUGCUCUGCUCACAAAUUCUAUUGGGUUCUAUUGAGUUUAACUUAAAAGAGGGCUGCUUCAAACUCUUCUGUCAGGUACUUGCAUCUGUUCCUGGAAGUUGAAAGUUUAGAGGUGUUGAGUUGAUGGUCUUAACUCUUAAUAUAACUUUAAAUAAGAAAGGCAAGCAAUUUGAUUCUUGGGUUUUAAGAGCCACUUCAAAGCAAAUCCCCCUUUCGGUUUUCAUGUACUAAGGCUUGUUCCAUGAAGUUUGGGUCAGUUUAUAUGCCAUAAUCUUGAAGCAUGAUAAAGUCUUUGAAAACGCCAAUGAAAUGUUUCUGUGUUCUUCACCGUUGAAAUAUUUCAUUUGAUUUCAUACAUCUUUAUAUAGCCUCCUCCAAGCUUUCUGUGCAUGAUACACAAAUAGAUGCAUCUUUGAUUGAAAUUGUGUUCAAGUGCUGACGAUUCCAAGUUUGUCCUCCGUGUUGAAGUGGUUCUUCACUCAUCAUGUGCCGAGGACCUUGGACUACCUCUUCCAAAAGAACGAACUUCAAUCGAGAAUCUAAUGUGUCCUUAGCUGCUUCGAGAGGCUAUUUUUCUUCCAAGUGGUCCAGCCAUCCUAGCCUCUCUGAAGCCUUGGCUGGUGCCUGGCUUAUAGCCACUGCUCCUUUAGAAAAAGAGCAGAAUACUACACUUGUUGCAGGUAAGUCUUUUUGUGGAAUUGGUCACAUCUUUUUGUUGUUGUCUUAGCUUGAGGUAUUGUGCAACUCAGCUUUAUCUACCUAGCUCUACAUAUCUUGUCUGCUGAGAAUUGCUGUGUCGUGAAGACGAUUAUGCUAUACACUGGUCUGUACUUCGGGUAUAAACUCACGAAUGAGUGGUUAUCUUCCUGCUCGUACAUAACUAGUCUCCUUGCAGGACCUUGGGAGGCACGCAAUCUUUUGAUUCUGUGAUACAAUGGUGGUGAAUGAAUUUUUUGCUUGUAAGAUGUGGAUUCCCUUUUCUCGAGCUGUCUGUUGAACUGAGAAUCUUCGUUCGAAUAGAAUUGCAGAUUUAGAUGGUCAGCGAUGGUGAUAUGCUUCUGUGUUUUAGCAUAACAUGCCACUUUUCUUUGUGACGAUGUUACUGUCCGAUUGAAAUGUUUGGGAAGUGACGAAUUCCAUGGUCGAGACGUAUGGUAUAAUGGGUUUAUUAGGUUGGGAAUUCGUCCAACUAUGUAUGCUUUGUUUGUAAACGUGCCAUUUCGUUCAACUCUUCAUCCUUCAUCUCCAUUAAUUCACCCUUUUCGAUUAAGCUUCAGCCUCAACUCUCAACCGUUACCUAGGCCGUUGCCUCUAGUCCGUUUUGUGUCUUCCAUUCUUGUUGCAAGGCGCGAGGGUAGGAUGAAAUUGUCGAAUUCAGAAAACGGUGAGGACAAAUGUGAGUCUAUCUCCAGAAACCUUGAUUCUAACCAUCGUCAAUCUCAACUUUGCGAUUCAGUAUCAAAUCGAUCGCAAUGCAAGCUCGCGCUGUUACUAGAUGAUCAUGGAAGCAAGCAUACCAAUCAUGCUACUCCUGAUGAUGUUGCUUGAUUAGCAUUCAACCUGAAACUGAUGGUAGCUAGCCAAACCGAAGUGUGGGCCGUCUGAGUCCACGGAGCCCACAGAUAAAUCGAAGCCCGGCCC